Aricia agestis (brown argus) is the source of this 1642-nucleotide messenger RNA. RefSeq lists its product as uncharacterized. Gene Ontology annotation, molecular function: mRNA binding; RNA endonuclease activity. The transcript is spliced from 6 exons. The coding region runs from base 158 to 1507 and encodes 449 amino acids. Gene Ontology annotation, cellular component: nucleus; cytoplasmic ribonucleoprotein granule. Lineage: Eukaryota; Metazoa; Arthropoda; Insecta; Lepidoptera; Lycaenidae. The record is from RefSeq and is a predicted model, not a curated record.
UCAAUUAUUAUUUAUUUUGAAAAGUUUUAUUUUACGUUAUAUCUAGCUCCUAAUUGUCCUUUUGUAAUUAUAACUUUGUAGUUUCUAUAGUCCACAUUUGUGUUCGUUUUCCAAUAUUUAUUACGACGCCUUUAUGUAAUUAAAUUCGUAUAAAAACAUGGGGAAAAAAUCAAAAUCUCAGUUAAAUUUUCAGAAAAUGGAAAAUUCAGUUUCAAAACAUACUUUAGGUUCAAGUAAAAAUAGAAAGAGAAGGAAAAAUAAGACAAAGAAAAUAAAAAAGUUAUUUGACCAACUACGGAAUGAGAGUGAUGUUUCAACUUCCUCGACUUCUAAUAUCACAGUUGUGGAGUUAGACGACACCGUAGUUGAAAUGCCCAAAACUUCUAUAGAAAAUGAUGCCAAUUUAGUAGUAAUUGACGAUGAGGAUAUAGUAGAAAGUGGUACGGAAAACAUUCCAAUGCACUCAACACCACUCCCAUGCCGAAGUAAUCCAAUACAGGACACACACAUAUCCCCUGUUAAUUUAGAUUUAUCUAGCAACCUCAAUGAUGAUAUUAUUAACUUAACGAGGGAAAUUAAUAGGGAUUCAUACCUAACUAUAGAUUUAACGAAUGAAACUAUUAAUUCAACCAAUGAAACGCAAAUGAAUACUGUAAUAGAUCUCAUAAACAAUUCCAAAGACCACAGAAGCUUAACAUCUCUGGACUCUAUGAGUGGGGAUUCCGAUGUCACCAUAUUGAACACGAAAAGAAAAAAUAAAAAUGAACUAAAAAAAUUUGCAAAUGGAAUUGCUAAGAUGAACUCCAGUGAGAGGGGAAAGCUAUUGGAACUUAUUGCUAAUAAGAUAUUCAAUGGUUGUAAUACUCUCAGUCUGAAUGGCAGCACAAAUAGUCGUAAGAAUGGAGUAAUCGGGGCCACAAAUAAAGUAGAAGAUGUCUACAUAAAAGAAGUCAUACUCGGCAAACCAGCCUCUAGAAAUAGCAUAGGUAGCAAUAUUUACAACCCAGAGAAGGAUGCUAGUAACAAAACUGGUCCAAGAAUGAUUGUGAUAGACGGCAGCAAUGUAGCAAUGCAACACACAAAAGGCAGAAUAUUUUCAGUCAAAGGCCUCAAAAUUUGUAUAGAUUACUUUUUGCAGAGAGGCCAUGUUGUCAAAGCAUUUGUGCCACACUUUAGAUGUAAAUAUGGCAAGAGCACCGAUGGUAAGCUGUUGGACAGCCUGGAGAGGCAGGGUCACGUGGUAUACACGCCGUCCAGGGAGGUCCAGGGUAGGAUGAUCACGUCGUAUGACGACAGAUACAUAAUACAGUGUGCUGCAGAAUUUGACGGUGUGAUCGUGUCCGGGGACAAUUACCGGGAUCUCAUGAACGAGAAUCCAAGAUGGAGGUUCAUCAUAGAGAACCGUCUUUUACCGUUCACAUGGGUUGGGGAUAUGAUAAUGUUCCCAAAAGAUCCCCUCGGACGGAACGGUCCAACAUUACAUGAUUUUCUAAAACACCCUGGAUAAUACUUGUAAGGUUUUUUUUUAUAUUUUAAGGUUCAAAAAGAAAUUGUUGAUUAUGUAAAUAUAUUGUUGUUUAUUUGUACAGGAUGUGACAUAACUAAGUGAUAAUACUUAGUUAUGUCAUAGUAAGUACUUAAG